UGGGGGUCAUGGAUUCUCUCUCUCGCUUUCUCUCUCCUCUCUCUCUCUGGCUUUCAAAUUCAAUCUUUCUUGCUAUAGUACGUGUUUGCGUUCUGCUCUGAUCUGACGUGAAAGAAGGAGUAGAAGAAAACACGCAGGGAAAAGUGACGUGAGGAGGGGGGUUUACAAAAGGGAUUCGUGUGAAACGGUGAAAAGGGUCUUGUCAUUUGUUGAUCUGCUAGUUCGGAAUGGAACGAUGAGCAUGUCGUUCGUACAUGUCUUGGAACCCAACAUGUUGGAUCGGUUGAACAAAAAGGUUUCUUCGUAAUUGUGUUGUCCAUGAGUCAAGAACAGAAGAGAGGGAAGCAGGAGAAAGGCUCGGAUGGAGCUGAGAAGGUUGUCGUUGCGGUUAAGGCAUCGAAGGAAAUUCCCAAGACAGCUCUGGUGUGGGCCUUGACCCAUGUUGUUCAACCCGGGGACUGUAUUACAUUGGUUGUGGUUGUCCCUUCGCAAAGUUCCGGAAGAAAAAUAUGGGUUUUCCCCAGAUUUACUGGGGACUGUGCCGGUGGUCACAGGAAAUCUCAUUCUAUGUCAAGUUCAGAGCAGAACUGUGACAUUACAGAUUCUUUCUCCCAAAUGAUCCUUCAACUUCAUGAUGUUUAUAAUCCGAAUAAGAUAAAUGUCACGAUAAAAAUUGUUUCUGGAUCACCUUGCGGUGCAGUGGCUGCAGAGGCCAAAAGAGCUCAAGCCAGUUGGGUUGUACUAGACAAACAGCUCAAGCAUGAGGAAAAACGAUGCAUGGAAGAGUUGCAGUGCAACAUUGUGGUUAUGAAGCGUUCCCAGCCAAAAGUACUUCGCUUGAAUUUGGUUGGAUCACUUAAGAAACAGCCUGAAAUAGCCCGUCCUUCACCUUCUGAGCUAGAUGAAGCAUCUAAAAAACAUUCUAAAAGGAAGAAUGAUUCCUUAAAUUCUAUUCGAGGGCCAUUCGUGACUCCAACUAGUAGUCCAGAGCUAGGGACACCUUUUACAGCCACUGAAGCUGGAGCUUCAUCAGUUUCAAGCUCAGAUCCAGGAACUUCACCAUUUUUCAUCUCAGCAAUGAAUGGAGAUCUUAAUAAAGAUGAUUCACUAGUCAUUAAACAAAACCAAGAUCCCAGUGAUACCAAUUCAGACACAGACAGUGACCAUUUAUCUUCCUCUUCAUCAAGUUUAAGGUUCCAGCCGUGGAUGGCUGAAUUUCUAAGUUCUAAUCUUCAACCAUCACAACACAUAGAUGGAAGCUCAAAGAGACAUAUUGAUGAGCCUCAAACAUCAAAAUCCAAAGCUUUAAUAGAGAAGUUCGCAAAACUUGAUGGAGAAGCUGAAAUUGGAAUGCUGAACUAUGGAACUGACAUAGACUUCAGUGGAAAUGUGAGAGAAGCAGUAUCCUUAUCAAGAAAUGCGCCUCUUGGCCCCCCUCCAUUGUGUUCUAUAUGUCAACACAAGGCACCUGUGUUUGGAAAACCUCCAAGGUGGUUUAGCUAUGCUGAACUGGAGCUUGCUACCGGUGGAUUUUCACAAGCCAAUUUCUUGGCAGAAGGAGGUUUUGGAUCUGUUCAUAGAGGUGUAUUACCUGAUGGCCAGGCAGUUGCUGUCAAGCAACACAAAUUGGCUAGUUCUCAGGGGGAUCUUGAAUUUUGCUCAGAAGUAGAAGUUCUGAGCUGUGCUCAGCACCGAAAUGUUGUCAUGCUAAUUGGGUUCUGUAUUGAGGACAGAAGAAGGUUGCUGGUAUAUGAAUAUAUAUGCAAUGGGUCACUGGAUUCUCAUCUAUAUGGACGGCAUCAAGAUCCAUUAGAAUGGUCUGCACGGCACAAAAUUGCUGUGGGAGCUGCUCGGGGGCUACGGUAUCUUCAUGAAGAAUGCAGGGUGGGCUGCAUUGUUCACCGUGACAUGCGGCCAAACAACAUCCUCAUCACCCAUGAUUUUGAACCACUGGUUGGGGAUUUUGGCCUGGCAAGGUGGCAGCCUGAUGGAGACAUGGGUGUGGAAACUCGAGUAAUUGGAACAUUUGGGUACUUGGCUCCAGAAUAUGCAGAAAGUGGCCAAAUCACAGAAAAAGCCGAUGUUUACUCUUUUGGAGUUGUAUUGGUGGAACUUGUUACAGGAAGAAAAGCAGUGGACCUCUACCGUCCCAAGGGCCAGCAGUGUCUAACGGAAUGGGCACGCCCAUUGUUGGAUGAAUAUGCCAUUGAGGAACUUAUUGAUCCACAAUUGGGGAAUCGAUAUUCAGAAAAUGAGGUGUAUUGCAUGCUGCAUGCUGCAUCUUUAUGCAUACGGAGGGAUCCUUAUUCUAGGCCUCGCAUGUCACAGGUGCUCCGCAUAUUGGAAGGUGACAUGGUCAUGGACCCUAGUUACAUGUCAACACCUGGAUAUGAUGUAGGAAACAGGAGUGGUCGGAUUUUUGCAGAGCAACAACAACAAUAUAGCGGUCACCUAACGAAAGAGCUAGAGGCAAUAGAAGGGCUUAGCGGGAAGCUGUCUCUUGAUAGUCCAAGGCCACCUUGUUGGGAGAGGAAUAAGGCAAGAAGGACUUCAUGUGAUCAUUCGUAAACAACCUCACCCCUUCAUAACUAUUGCCAAGUAAUGGCACGCCAAAUUAUGUUGAUCUCUCUUCUCCUUCUCCUCUCUUAAUUUCUUUGUUUCUUAAUCUUCUGUUUCUGUUUAGUAUUUUCUUCUCCCGUUUAUAUUUUGGUUAUGUACAGAAGGGGUAGUAGGGAAUGUAGCAAGGUCUUGUAAUUCUUUUGGAAAUGGAGAAAAUGGUCUGAAAUGGCCGCGUUCAAACUUCGGUGAAUGAAUAUGGGGUUUUGCUUUACAUCAGCCA
Juglans regia (Persian walnut) is the source of this 2839-nucleotide messenger RNA. RefSeq names its product inactive protein kinase SELMODRAFT_444075-like. The transcript has 11 exons. Gene Ontology annotation, molecular function: ATP binding; protein kinase activity. Bases 319 to 2568 code for a protein of 749 amino acids. Lineage: Eukaryota; Viridiplantae; Streptophyta; Magnoliopsida; Fagales; Juglandaceae. Gene Ontology annotation, biological process: protein phosphorylation. The record is from RefSeq and is a predicted model, not a curated record.